Messenger RNA from Mercenaria mercenaria, 3908 nucleotides. RefSeq lists its product as uncharacterized. Bases 52 to 3498 code for a protein of 1148 amino acids. The transcript is spliced from 5 exons. The record is from RefSeq and is a predicted model, not a curated record. NCBI's taxonomy places the organism in Eukaryota, Metazoa, Mollusca, Bivalvia, Venerida, Veneridae.
GAUAUCUGUAACUGAUAGUGGUUCGUAUAAUAUGAAAUAAGUAUAUGGAAAAUGGCAACUGCAAACACUACAAAUCGUGUUUAUCUUUUCCGUCUACAAAUGCUUAUCAUAGAUGGAGGACUUCUAGUAUUACGAAACAUUCUAGACCAGAAGCUCAACGUUCAGAACAUCUCUCUGGGCACAUGCCUGAGUCAAGAAAAUUCGACAAUUACACGUAUGAAAGGACAGAAAAUGAUAACUCAAGUCCAAUAUGAUCUACUGUAUCCUGCAGGUGGACAACUUCCAUCGACAGCAGACUUUGAUAUUACGCUUAUAAUAUGCCUUCUUAGGAAUCUGAAAUGUUGUGGUUUGAAUCGAAAAUUCAACUGGAAUGUUAUUCCGAAUGCAUCAGACUUAUCAAUGGAGGCUGAUAUCUACAGGCUUAAAUUGUACAGGAAUGAGAUCAGUCAUAUCUCGAAAACAACAGAAAUCCAGCUGAACGAUUUUCGUUUAAAGUGGACUGAGAUAGAACAGAUUCUUUUGAGGCUGAACACUUCGGUGAUAAAUCCGGUUCCAAACUUACAGCAGACAACUGAUGAUAUUAAGCAAAGUCCACUAGAUCCAGAAGCAGAGGAAAGGAUACAAAAAGAAGUGGAUCAGUGGAAAAAACUUGAAAAGGGUGUUGAGGUCGAUUUAAGACAAGUGCAGGUGGAGAUGAAGCAACAACACACUAGUAUGCAGAAGAUAACAGAAAAAGUGGAUGAAAUAAAGAAGCGCACGUCUGAACAUGCAGAACUUAUAAGGGGUACACAAAGCAAGGUAGCUAAACUUGAAAAACAAAAAACCAAGAACAAGAAAUUAACACAAAAACAGAAAGACCUGAAGGAAGAUUUGAUUGCUCUCUACAGGCAGCAGUAUCAUACCCUGCCUCUUUCGCCUUUGAUAGAAGAGCAAGACACUCCUCUGCUCAAGUUCUACGUCAUGCCGGACAUCAAUUCAGUGGAAUUCCAGAGGACGUUUGGAGGUGGAAAAGAAAUUAAGUCAAAGGUCACCUCACUUUGUGAUGUGUUCUACCAGAAAAGCAAAACAUGUCGUGAAAUUUACCUUACGGCAGAUGCUGGGCUUGGGAAAACUGCAUUUAGUAAGCGACUCGUUUUGACGUGGUGUCAAGCUCAAACGCGUAUCAAAAGUGGACAAGAAUUCUCUAAGGAAGAAGAAGAUAUUAAGGCAAUGUCAGAGUUUGACUUUGUGUUCUUGUUGUUAUUGCGCGAUUGUUCUGGGGAAUGCGACAUUGAUGAGAUGAUCGUUAAACAAAUAAUUCCACGACUGGCUCACACUUCUGUAACUAUAAGCGACAUAGAAACUAUUCUUUCUAAGGGUAAAGGUCUGAUAAUUCUUGACGGAUUAGAUGAGUGGAUACACCCUGACACCACAUGUAAGCUAAGACCACGUGACAUUCCACACAGGAAAGCUAGGGAAUGUACAAUCCUCACAACAACUAGACCGUGGAAGUUGAGUGUCAUCAGUUUAAGUUCAAGUCAUAUAGAUCAAAAGUUGGAACUUGUCGGACUCAACAAAGAGUCAGCCUAUGAAUUAAAGAAGAAUGUUAUUUCACUUUUGUGUGAGAAACCUGAAAUUGCAGAUGAAAAAAUUGAUAAAUUUAAUUCUGUUGUCGAAGAUAAAGGUAUUUCGGAUUUGGAAACUAUUCCACUUUUAUUGAUGUAUCUUCUGUGUUUAUGGUGUGAUGAAAUAGAUCUAGGAAGGUCUAAGUUUGAGAUAUACUGCCAAAUUGUUGAACUGCUGCUGAAACGAACCUUUAGAAAACAUCCACACUUGCAACAGGCGCGUGAAACACCCCAAAGUGAUAUCCCUCAAUGCUUCAGAGAACUUGUACAUUGCAAAAAUUAUUACACACUUUUGCAAGCUUUAGGACAAUUAGCAUUUGAAACAUUAUUCAGUGAAAAACAUGAAAGCACGCUGGCAUUUAGUCCAUUAGUUACUGAAAAGUAUCUCAACACAGAAGAUAUGAAAUUAUGCCUUGAAUCAGGAAUAUUAACACAAAGCAAACAAGAAAAAUUAACCAGUCGAAGUUCUAAAGUUUCCUUUUCCCAUAAAACAGUACAAGAAUAUUUCUGUGCACUGUUCAUUAGUUGUCAGAAUGAAAAGGAAAAAAUAGUCAAACAAAAAUUCAGCAGUGUUCAAAAUAUUCUUGAUAUGUCGAAAGUGUUUGUUUUCAUCAGCGGAAUAAAUGAAGAGAUCAUAUCUACAAUAUCACGCGAAUUAAUGUCUGUAAUCAGUGAAGAUGAAAUAACGAGAACAUACAGAUCUAUGACAGGUUACGAUUACAGGUACAUUAAUCCUCUGAAAGACAUACAAAACAUGUACAUUUCUUGUUUGAAAGAAAACACAGACAACACUUCUCUUUGUUUCCAGGAUUUUAUCAUCAGCUAUGACUAUCAAAAAGAAAAACAUUUCUUGGAUUUAAAAUGGCUGGUAAAACACAAUAAAAGUAAUAUGCAGUCAAUAUUAAUCAGAACAGGUGUUCAUAGUUUACGUGAACUUAUUGACCAGUGUGAAUUUGAUGACCUGCACAGCGUCAAGAAAAUUUACUACAAAGGGGAAUGUAAGGAAGCGGAAAUUAUUCGGUUGUUGACAAACAAGUCGUUGGAAUGUGUAUCUGUUGUAUCAGGUAAAUUCCAAGAUAAUGACUUUACACGCGAACAUAGUUCUUGUUCAAGUGAACUGUCUAAAACAUUUCAGAAUAUUUCUCAGUUACGAGCAAUUUAUAUAGAGUAUUUUAAGAUGGAGCACGAUGUGCUGAAAGAGUUUCUGAAUUAUAUUAUAAACAGAAAAUCAAUGACAGAGGUUAGAUUGUACAGCUUACACUGUGACACACACGGUACGGGUAUUUCCUGCGGAGAAAUGAAUUUGGACUUUACCCAGCAUUCAGAUCUAAAGAUGUUAGGAUUGAAUAAUACACCUGUGUCACAAUUAAAAGUGAAUGUAUCAUCGUUAGAGGAAUGUCAUGUAGGACAUUUAUCUAAACCCGGUCUGUUCACAUCAUUCCUGAGAGAGCUGCCAGCAGCCAGUAAACUACGCAAAUUUAGUUGUCCUGGUCUAAAGUCUUCCGAUGACAUUGAAACAUUGCUGCAGACAUUGCCAUUGUUAGUUCAAGUGAAAGAAGUUUGGUUGUGGGAAAUCAACCUAGGUGAAAGGUUACUGUCUCUGUCACCAGAAAUGGUAAAUAUAAAGUAUGUUUUCUUGCAGGACGUAACAAUGUCUGGUUCAUCAUUACAUAAUCUAGUUAAGGUAGUAGGGAAACUUCCACACUCAGUGGCAGUAGAUAUGCGAACUCGUAAGACAACACCGGAAACAGAAUUUGCAGACGUUAAAAAUUAUAUUAAAGCAUCGGAGAAUUUCGUUGUCAAGUUUGAUGGCAUAAAUUCGGAUGACAACCGGUACUGGUUUAAGUUUGAAACAACUGAGAAGCUGGUUCCAAGUCGAGUACAUAAAAGUUAACCAGUGAACGUGGACUGAAAGUGUAUAUAUUUCAUAAACAUUACUCAUUGAAUAUAUGUAACAUUAAACAUAACACAUUGACACAUGACACACAUGUAUGUACAGAGUUAAAAUAACUGCUCGUGAGUGAAAAUGACACAAAAAUCAAUUCUAAUUCACUGAUUUAGGAAAUAAAGGAGUUAAAACAUUUGGGCAUAGAUGAAGAGGAUGGACGUUCUCAUAUCUACAUUGAUUUAUUACACAAGUACCCGGCCUGUGUGCACUGGGUUGCAACUGUUUAUUGGUGUUUCGUAUGACAACUUGUUGUCCCAAUCUAAAAUCAACUAAUUAUGCUCUUGUAAAAGGCAGUUGUGUGGACAUUCGUCACAGGGGGAUUCGCCUCUGUUUAGCAGCGGUUGUGGGAUUCUGUC